AAGAACUAACAAUACAAAAGCAAAUCCAAAACUAGAUAAGGUUGGGGGGGUAAGAAAGAGCCGUAGUUACAACCUACCUGUAAAUUGGAAAGUCGAAAUGCAAGGUCUUACAAUUACAACAGGAAGUGCAACUCCUUGUGUUCACUCUUCACUUGCUAGAUUCUCUUCCAAAACCACUAAUGUUGCCUCCAGGUUUACUGCAAAAGCUGUCCAGAAGCAAAGCUUAGCUGCAUUUCAACCAACAUUUCAUCUUUUCUCAUCAAAUGUUAAUGCCCCCAAAAGGCAACUUAGAGCUCAUGUAUUCCUACCACAUUUGGUUGCAUCAAUGGAAGAAGUGGAGCAGAGUUAUAUCAUGAUUAAGCCUGAUGGUGUUCAAAGAGGACUUGUUGGAGAAAUUAUAUCCAGAUUUGAGAGAAAAGGGUUUAACCUUACUGGAUUAAAGCUUUUUCAGUGCCCCAAAGAAUUGGCACAGGAGCAUUACAAGGACCUACAGUCCAAGCCGUUCUUCCCCAAGCUGAUUGACUACAUUACAUCUGGUCCUGUUGUCUGUAUGGCUUGGAAGGGUGUUGGUGUUGUUGCUUCAGCACGUAAGCUAAUAGGAGCAACGAAUCCUCUUAAUGCUGAGCCAGGCACAAUCCGAGGAGACCUUGCUGUUCAAACUGGAAGAAAUGUGGUACAUGGAAGUGAUAGCCCGGACAAUGGCAAGCGUGAAAUAGCUCUUUGGUUUAAAGAAGGUGAAUUAUGUGCAUGGGCAGCAGUUCAAGAACCUUGGUUGGUGGAAUAAUACCUUAGCAUUACAUGAUUCUUCAUUGAAGUUUUGGAGGUUUUGAGCUCAACUGUAAUUGCAUCAUAUUCGGCAUGGUUGGCCUGUUUAUAGAAAGAGGCUCACUACUGGAUUUUUCAAAAUUUUCCAACUUGAUGUCAAACUGCAGAAUCAAAUUUGUAAUUGUUAUGUUGGUUUUUUAAUUCAUUGUAGUUCUCAAUGUUGGAGAUAAGACAGUGGCAGCAAAGUCCACAUUCUUUUUCUGCUACAUUUAUCUUAGAUUUUGGUAGUGCCCGUUGCAAAGUCCA
Molecule: messenger RNA, 1071 nt
Organism: Capsicum annuum
Lineage: Eukaryota; Viridiplantae; Streptophyta; Magnoliopsida; Solanales; Solanaceae
Product: nucleoside diphosphate kinase 2, chloroplastic
Exons: 7
Coding region: 98-784 (228 amino acids)
Biological process (GO): UTP biosynthetic process; GTP biosynthetic process; CTP biosynthetic process
Molecular function (GO): nucleoside diphosphate kinase activity
Source: RefSeq, a predicted model, not a curated record